This is a messenger RNA of Amoebophrya sp. A25, 1922 nucleotides long. NCBI's taxonomy places the organism in Eukaryota, Dinophyceae, Syndiniales, Amoebophryaceae. The record is from the annotation of a GenBank genome assembly.
UAGCUGUCGUUGGAUUGGGCGGAACGGGUGUGGGAGGCUUUUUACAUGAUUAUGGAUCAUGUUCACUUAUGCUAGUACUUUUUUUUUGAAAUUCAAAUUGACUGCGGCAAGUGUUCUACCUCUAGAUGUAAAUACUUACUUUCAUAACCACAGUCAAGCACUGCUUUCCCCGCUGCAAAGGGGUGUCGCGAUUAUUUCCUUCUCGUACGAGUUGGCGGUAAUAAAUUGUAGAGCAUGAGCAGUAAUAUGAGAGGUUAAGAAUACUCAUUUUGAGUUACAAAGGCAUUCUUAAGCUGGUUUAAUCACAAACACACCCAAGGUAGUAGUUGAUGUAGUUCACACGAAUGAAAAAUAACAGGACCAGCGUUUGCCGUCAUCUAAAUGCUAAUCCACACGCACCAAGAGUCUAGGACCUCCAGACAGCGAAGAAAUCAAAACACAGAAGGACAUUUGGCCAAACCCUUAUCCCUGGGCUUCUGAUGCACAAUAUGCCAAUGCUUUGGGUGAGUUAUUGGAGAAAAGUCUAUCAUUAUCGUCUGCGGGAGAGGGAGUAGAUGGGCAGAUAAUUCUCUUGACGCACACUGGCCCGCACAGUUCGGCGACAUCAGCAUUGAAUAUCAAUGCGACACAUGUGGUAUGGUGAAGGUGAUGAAUAGAGGAUUACUAUGAGUCUAAAUAAUAGUAUCUAAUAGUAAGUUGUAUUUGCACUACGCACGACACGCACAAUGGCAAUUUCCUACCUUUUACCCAUAUUGUUCAUUGCCUUGUUCAAGUUCAAGUUCACGUCCCACACCCACUCCCUGUCUCUCCCACCCUCUAUUUUUUGUACCCCUUUCAUCCCUCGUCUACGGCGGUUCCCCUGGGCAAACCAGUGCGAUUCUCAAGCAUUUCGGAGCCAGAGACGUGAACAACACACAUGAAGUGCUGCCCAGGCUGCUUUGCAAUCUCCUAUGAAAAGGAAAAGUGUACGUGUAAUCAUAAGUACUCAAAAAAAGGGGAGUUCUUCUUCUUUUCUACAUAGUGAAGGCAACGUGCUUAGUUUACCGAUAGUACAUGCUCAAGAAAAAAAGGGAGUUGUUUCCCUUUCCUACUUUCCCGCUUCGAACCGCGCCCCACCUCGUUGUUUUUUUGAGGAAGAUGAGUACACGACUUUUGAACCUUUCAUAUCUUCAUGGUCACGUGCAUCAUGGUGUAGGCAUCGAUUCGGCAGCCUUACCAAAUCAAAUCAAAGUGAUCAACCCAGGUUCGUUGGAUUUGGGUUCCUAUGCGGAGCUUGUUUUAUGAAACGAAAUUCGAAGUAUAGGUACUUAUGAGUAGCUUUUAUAGUCAUCUCACCAAUGAUCGAGGGUAAUCAUUUGAGCUGCACUGAUGAUGAUGUAUGGUCGUUCUCGAUUUAAGAACAUGAUAUUGAUACUUGGACCUAAGACUACUAGCGUUGGUGGAUUAGUACCUCAAUCCUUACAUAUCUCGUCUAGUUGUAACCGAUGAAGUAAAAAAGUGGGGAGAUGCAGCCUCUAAUGAAAAGAUCUUACACCCCGUGAGUGGGUACAUCUAUCUAUCUAUCUAUCUAUACCGUACUACUAGUUUAGAUGAUAGAGAAGGUAGACGAGUUAAACCUUCUGUUGUAUGUCUAUCUCUAAUCCUUUUCUCCAAGAAAACCGUCAUAGGAAAGCGGACAUCGCGCAACGCAGACAAAAACAAAUACUACAAGCAACAAUGGUUUCUCACGGAGACAACUUUGAAAAAGCUUGUUGAUGAUGUUUGAAACUUUGCCUUUCCUUGAUAAAUUUUUAUUUCAAUGGAACAUUUAAGCUAAUAAGCUACUGUGGUGGAGCGGAAAAGAUUCACAAUCGUGAUGAGUCUUCCGACAAACGCGUGAUGUGUCUUCCUUCCAAGAAACUUUCUCAUGAUUUCGAAAAGUG